Messenger RNA from Bipolaris sorokiniana ND90Pr, 255 nucleotides. RefSeq lists its product as uncharacterized. The record is from RefSeq and is a predicted model, not a curated record. NCBI's taxonomy places the organism in Eukaryota, Fungi, Ascomycota, Dothideomycetes, Pleosporales, Pleosporaceae. The annotation marks the transcript as partial. The transcript is spliced from 3 exons.
AACUUAAAGAAGCUUACUAAGCUAGAAGAGAAGGUAAUAGUUAAUUAUAUAUUUAAUCUUAAUUUACGUAGAUUCACGCCUAUGUACGCUACUAUACGCGAUAUAGCUAAUAAGCUACUAGCUUCGCGCGGCGCUACUCUAUAUAAAGAUAUAGUUAAGCUUAUAAAGCAGAAAAACGCUAAGUAUAGUAUUUAUAAUAAGGACGUUUAUAACUUUAAUAAAGCUAGCUUUAUUAUAGGUAGAAUUACUACUUAG